Molecule: messenger RNA, 1617 nt
Organism: Actinia tenebrosa (Australian red waratah sea anemone)
Lineage: Eukaryota; Metazoa; Cnidaria; Anthozoa; Actiniaria; Actiniidae
Product: histone-lysine N-methyltransferase SMYD3
Cellular component (GO): nucleus
Molecular function (GO): protein binding
Source: RefSeq, a predicted model, not a curated record
CAUGUCUUACCAAGUUUUUGUAACGAAAGAUAAAGGAAGAGGAUUAAAAUCGUUCAAGAAUUGUAAUCCUGGUGAUAAAAUACUUGAUGAAAAYCCCAUAGUUUUCGUUCUGAGCAAUGAAGUCAGAGGACAGCGCUGUGAUAACUGUUUUGAGCUAAAAGACCAUCUCCUUAGAUGCUCGUUUUGUCGUUUUGCGAGGUAUUGUGGACAGAGCUGUCAAAAACGAGCAUGGAAACUCCACAGAUUCGAGUGCAAGAGGCUCAAAAAAGUAUACCCUCGCGUUCCUACUGAUUUAGUUAGGCUUAUGUAUAGGAUUCUUAACAUGAGAACCGCAAAACAGGACAUGGAGUGGUAUGAAAAACUUGUGUCAAAUAUCGAGGGGAUAGAAGAUGAUAGAAAAGAGGAGUUUGUGGCAAUCUUUGCUGUACUUGGUGAUUAUGCUAGCCAAGAGUUCAUUGAGUCGUAUACAUCUCRAGAAAUUUUUGAAAUGUUUGGGAAAGUGUCUUCAAAUAGUUUUAGUAUUUGUGAGGGGGAAAUGCAGUCAAUAGGUGUUGGCAUAUACWMCACUGGUUCUGUGUUCAAUCACUCGUGUACCCCAAACUGUGUUGCAGUAUUUAAUGGCACACAGCUUGUGAUUCAUGCCAUCGAACAAGUCAAAACUGGAGAUGAACUAACGAUCAGUUACACUGAACUUCUCGAACCCAGAGAUGUGAGGCAACAAGAGCUGAAGAGUCAGUACUGCUUUGAUUGUCGCUGUCCAAGAUGCUUGGAUAUUGAAGACAGCAAAGACCUUUUAAUGUGUUCAUUUAGAUGUGUGAACCCUAACUGUGCAGGGCCAGUUCCAGAAGCCAAAGGAAAAUGUAACAGUUGUGGCAAAGAAAGAGACAUAUCAAGCUUCUCAAAAACAUGGGUAAAAAAAGCCAAAGAUGCUUUGAAUGAGAUCAAGUCAAUCCAAAAUGAUGGUGACCCUCAGAAAAUUCUAGAUAUCUGUAAAAAGACUUUAAAGAAACAGGAACCAUAUCUACAUCCUUAUCAUUAUAUUAUGAUUGCUUUGUCAGACAAAGCAUUAGAUGCUUGUCUUUCUUUGACAUUGUGGAAAGAAGCACUGGAAUAUGGAUUGAGGACUCUGGAGCCAUAUCAAAAACUUUUUCCUAAGUACCACCCAGGUGUAGGAGUUCAGUUUUUCAGAAUUGGUAAGCUGCAAGUUUUGCUAGACAAGCUUGAUGUUGGAGUUCAUUUCUUGCAAAGGGCACUGGCAACACUUGAAGUCACUCAUGGGCACAAUCAUCCAAUUGUCUAUCACCUCAGGGAAGUAGUGGCUGAGACAUCUGAGGAAUUGAGACAAAAAGGAACACACUGAUAAGAAUACAGUGAUUUUGGCCAUUUCACAUGACCAUUUCACAUGGACCAUUUGAUCCAGAACUGGAAAUGAUGUGGAAAUUUUUCCAUGGGCGAAAUGACUGUAUGUCACUGAAAAACUACAACUAGUAUUUUUCACAGUAGUUUUUAUAGUCUGUGGAUUUUUAUUAUGCAAGUAAUACUUCCACACCUUUAUGCACUGAUUAAAAGUKAGUGGUGUAAAAUUCUGUCACUGGCUUCUCCCUCCCCAGGAAAGUA